AUGCUCGAAGCCCGCACCGUAACCUCCGGCGCCACAGGCCGCAACGGCGGCCACACCAAAGCGGCGUCCUACCGCUCCUUCCUCCACCACGUCUCCGUCCUCGGCCUCGACCAGGCGUGCCUCAUCGCGCGCAUGGAGCUCGCCAACAUCCGCGCCGUGCACGCCUUUGCCGCAGACCUCAAAGACACGGAGAGCAGGCCGUGCCAGACCGUGGACGCCAUCUACGACCCGGAGCAGUGGGAGGCAGCCAAGGUGGCCGUCGACGCGAUGAGGAGGGCCAUGCCGGAUGAGGACACCUCGCGAUACGAGUUCUACGACGCCAAGGAGAUGAAGGGCCGCUUCCACGUCGACGUGGAGGGUUUAUGCGGCGGUGUUGGCUACGAAGCCGGGAGCAUCUCGGCGUACAGGUUCACCACCGGCGUGCUGGAAAUGUGCGUCGCCAAGGGCAUGAAGCUCUUCGCCAACACACCAGCCACGAGCCUCCAGAAACAAGACAUCACGAAAGAUGGGCACCGAUGGACGGUGCAAACACCCAAGGGCACAAUCACAGCAAAGCGAGUUAUCCUCGCAACGAACGGCUACACCGCAUCCCUCCACAAACCCUUCCAGGGCGCCAUCGUGCCGCUGCGCGGCCAAAUCACAGCUCACCGCCCCGGCUCCAACAUGCCCCGCCCCGGCCUCCCGACGACAUACAGCUUCAUCUACGGAGGCGGCUACGAGUACAUGAUCCCCAGACCGUCCUCUUCCCCCUCCCCCUUCGCAGGCGACAUCGUCAUCGGCGGCGGCCUAGCCCGUCUGCCCGACGAGGGCCUCGAGGAGUACGGCGUCACGGACGACGCGCGGCUGAACCCGGCCGUCAGCGCAUACCUGCACGACACGACGCCGCGCUACUUUGGCGCAGCCAGCUGGGGCGCAGACGACCCCGAGGGCAGGGCGCGAGCCGAGUGGACGGGUAUCAUGGGCUUCACCCCCGACGGGUUCCCCUUCGUUGGGCGGGUGCCGGGCGAGGACGGGCUGUGGGUGUGCGCGGCGUUCCAGGGCCAUGGGAUGGUGAUGUGCUGGAUGUGCGCGAAGGCGCUGGCCUUGAUGGUCCAGGGCAACGCCGACGAUGAUGACGACCUCGCGAGUUGGUUUCCCGCGGCGUUCAGAAUCACGCCGGAAAGGCUGGCGGAGCGGUUCCAGGGGAGACCUUCUCACACGACGAAGACAGCAAUGGCGGCGGAGCAGCCCGCUAUGCCCAGAGGCCAUGAGUGA
Messenger RNA from Colletotrichum gloeosporioides, 1254 nucleotides. Its product is annotated as Glycine oxidase. Bases 1 to 1254 code for a protein of 417 amino acids. The transcript has a single exon. The record is from RefSeq and is a predicted model, not a curated record. Lineage: Eukaryota; Fungi; Ascomycota; Sordariomycetes; Glomerellales; Glomerellaceae. Gene Ontology annotation, molecular function: oxidoreductase activity. Gene Ontology annotation, cellular component: cytoplasm.